CCUACGAGAAAUAAAGCUUAGAGCAUUAAAACAAUCGUUUGUAUGCGUUUUGGGCUGCCUGGCUUUCCGUAUCGCUCAGCUAAUGCCAGUUUUGAUAGUUUGUUUCUAGAAACAGAUGAGCCUCCUUUUGCUGUUUAUGUAUAUUUUCCCGUCAAGUAUUUAGAAGAAAAAGCAAAGUUAUGUCCGAAUCAUUACAGUUUUGCGUAGCGGAAGAAAGAAGCGGUCAUUGUGCAGUCGCUUAUGACAACGCUCUGUACAUUUGGGGCGGUUAUGUGAGUAUUGAAAAUAAUGAAGUGUACCUACCCAGUGAUGAGAUCUGGAUCCAUGAGUUGGACACUGGACUGUGGGAAAUGCAUCUUAUGGAUGGUGAAGUGCCCCCUCCAAUGUCUGGGUCCUGUGCAGCCUGUGUCAGUGGGGUAUUGUACAUCUUUGGUGGUUACGAUGAUGAUGGGUAUAGUAAUCAGCUGUAUUGUGUUAAUUUGACCACAAGGAGAAACACUUACACUUGGAAGAAAAUAAAGAAUUUUAAAGGACAGCCUCCUACACCACGAGACAAACUUGCUUGUUGGGUAUAUAAAGAGAGAAUAAUUUACUUUGGAGGCUAUGGAAGCAGGAGUCAUAAAGAACUCGGUGACUGUUUUGAUGUUCAUGAUGCAACUUGGGAAGGACAGACAUUCUGGGGAUGGAAUAAUGAUGUCUGCGUGUUUGACAUAAGUACAGAUACCUGGUUGGAGUCAGCAACAAAAGGUGUGCCACCUCAGCCUCGAGCAGCUCAUGCUUGUGCAGUGGUUGGAAACAAGGGAUUUGUAUUUGGAGGAAGGGUGAAGCAAACUAGAAUGAAUGAUGUCCAUUAUUUUGAUCUGAAUACAAUGACUUGGAAUGGAGAAAUUCAUACUAAUGGUGAGAAGCCAUGUGGUCGAUCAUGGCACACAUUCACACCUACAACAAAUGUCCAGAUCUUUUUAUAUGGUGGAUUGAGUGCUGACGGAGAACCUCUUAGCGAUGGAUGGAUCUUCUGUACUAAAAGAAAUGAAUGGAAACAACUUAAACAUUUACCCAGGAACAUUCCAAGGCUAUGGCAUACAGCUUGCGUUGGAAAUGAAAGUGAAGUGAUGAUCUUUGGUGGCAGCAAAGAAGAUUUACAUUUCUUGGACACUGGUCAUUGCAAUGAUUUGCUCACCAUUCAGACUCAACCCUUUUCGCUUUCCAGGAUUUCCAUUAACUACAUUGCAAAAAAUGUUACAGUUUUACAACACUACCUUCACUGGCUACCUCAGAAGCUUCUUCAGCAAGUUCUAAAGAAAAUAACAUUUUGGACUGUGUUUAAUAAGAGGCAGAACUCAGAUGGUUUAAGAACCCAAGAACUUGAGUAAAACCGUGUCUUUGAAACAUAUUAAAAAGAAGAUUAAUGAAUGUUAUACUUUUAUGUCAAACUGUACAUAUAUAAAUAUUUUAAUAAAGUUGUCAUACUAGGAAGUUAUAGCUGUGUUGUUAAAUUUAUGUUGUUUUUUUGCGACAUUUAAAUUGUACUACAGAUCAUUACAAUUCUGAACCUCUGACACUUGUACCAUUUAAACCUAAUGCCAAGGUAACUUACAUUGUCUGCAUACUUAUAGCAAGAUUUACAUGUAUAUAAUUAAAACUGUUACAUACUGAAAAGAA
This is a messenger RNA of Protopterus annectens (West African lungfish), 1662 nucleotides long. It is a transcript of the gene KLHDC1, whose product is annotated as kelch domain containing 1. The record is from RefSeq and is a predicted model, not a curated record. The transcript has 13 exons. NCBI's taxonomy places the organism in Eukaryota, Metazoa, Chordata, Ceratodontiformes, Protopteridae. Gene Ontology annotation, molecular function: protein binding. Bases 180 to 1373 code for a protein of 397 amino acids.